CUGGUGAGCAGGCAAGUUCCCUGUCUGGAGCGGCUCUGACACUCCGCUUGGCACUUGCACCGGGACCUGCGGCUGGCAAUGUCCAUCUUGGGGAAGGACGGGUUCCUGUGCGCUGCUGCGCUGGGAGUGACUUUCACCGCUGGGCUCUGGCUGGGGAGAAAGUGGUUUUCACACCAUUAUUCAAUUAGCAAUAUCUUUAAGAGCCACGGUGGCGCAAAAAGAGAUCCUUUAAUGGAUUACGUGUUACAGAAUUCUCUCCGAGAGCAUCCAGCCCUGAAGAAGUUGAGGAAGCGGACUCUCCAAGAUGAAAGGUAUUUGAUGAUGGUGGCUUGUGAACAGGCUCAACUGAUGGCCAACCUGGCGAAGCUUAUUAAAGCAAAGAAUGUGAUUGAAAUAGGUGUCUACACUGGAUAUAACACCUUGAACAUGGCUCUUGCAAUACCAGAUGAUGGAAAAAUCAUUGCCUGUGAUAUCAAUUUGGAGUUUGCCAAGAUUGGAAUGCCAUUUUGGAAGGAGGCUGGAGUGGAGCAUAAAAUUGACCUACAGAUUAAGCCAGCAGCUGAAACACUUGAUGAGCUUCUGGAAGCUGGCAAAGCAGAAUCCUUUGACUUUGCCUUCAUUGAUGCUGACAAGCUGAACUACGGCGUGUAUUAUGAGAAAUGUCUGCAACUUAUCCGGAAAGGAGGAAUAAUAGCGGUUGACAAUGUACUAUGGGGUGGGUCAGUGCUUAAUCCAGGAAAUGACCCCGACACGCUGAGCAUCGUUAAACUCAAUGAGAAGAUUUACAGGGACAGCAGAGUCAAUAUGAACAUGCUCACCAUUGGCGAUGGAGUCACCUUGGUCUUCAAGCUGUAGUGCAAACUCCAGUGAGCACACAUUCCAACUGCUCACGAUAUUUCUUCAGCAAGUGCAACACCAGAUAAUGAAACAUCUUCCUAUUAUUCACACUACCUAUCUCCUUUCUCUUCUCUUAAUAUUUUCUCACUCUAUGUUUUAAAUUCUGCAGCUUUCCAAAAUGAUAUACCAGUGGCGGCGCUUAUCCCUCCCUCUUUAAGGACCCAAAUCAUGUCUUCUACCACUUGCUUCAUUCAUUCAUUGAAAGGAUCAUUCCCCAGUGAAUGAGACACUGUUGGAAACAAAACACAAGGGGCUGAAUUCUCCAGUCAGCGAGUGGGGACGAGGUCCGCUUGCCGAUGUGUAAAAUGACGCGGGGUGAUGUCGGGCG
Molecule: messenger RNA, 1225 nt
Organism: Carcharodon carcharias (great white shark)
Lineage: Eukaryota; Metazoa; Chordata; Chondrichthyes; Lamniformes; Lamnidae
Gene: comtd1a
Product: catechol-O-methyltransferase domain containing 1
Exons: 7
Coding region: 79-855 (258 amino acids)
Molecular function (GO): O-methyltransferase activity; S-adenosylmethionine-dependent methyltransferase activity
Source: RefSeq, a predicted model, not a curated record